Messenger RNA from Melanaphis sacchari, 2087 nucleotides. Its product is annotated as alpha-taxilin. Gene Ontology annotation, molecular function: syntaxin binding. Bases 296 to 1930 code for a protein of 544 amino acids. The transcript is spliced from 10 exons. Lineage: Eukaryota; Metazoa; Arthropoda; Insecta; Hemiptera; Aphididae. The record is from RefSeq and is a predicted model, not a curated record.
UACGGGUCCGUCCCGCACCGACCGAUUACCGUUUUAGGUCAUUUACUAGUGCAUUAUCGUCCAACGCCAUAUAAUUAUUCCGGACUUAGCAUUUAUAAUAACAUAGCUUCCGCCGCCGCCUCUCGCCAAUCGUUUGCACCGCCACCGCCCGUCCACGACUACGACGACGACGACAAAGUACAAACACUACAAACAUUAAUCAUUCAACGUGCUUACAUUUCGUCUUAGAACAUUUGAAUAAAUGCACUAUUGAAGUUUAUUGUUGAAUACAAAAUACUUAGUUAAUUUUAUUGACAUGGAGACUACAUCUACCGUGUCAGAAGAACCUUCUGUUGACAAGAUUACUCAGCCAAGUAAUCAAAAAGAUACGUCAUGCGUGUCCAGUACAGUAACAGAAUCCUUGCCCAAACAGGUAGAUGCUGCUGAUAGCACAUCUGUUGCCACUCAAGCUUCCGAGUUAGAUAUAGCAGAUUCAAAUAAUCCGUCUAAUGAUAAGAAUCGUAAAAAAAAAGACCGUCACUUAGCUCAAGCAUUGAAAACUGUUUUGAAUAGUAUGAAUUCAUUAAAAACACCUGAAGAAAAAUUAGCAGCAUUAUGCAUUAAGUAUGCAGACCUUAUUGAAGACAACAAUAAGCUUAAAACUGCUUAUAAACAAACUGAAAAAAGAGUAUCUCAGGCAUUAACAGAACGUGAUAUAGUUAGAGGUGAAAUGAAUAAAGCAGUUAUGACAAGAAGUCGAUUGGAGAGCUUGUGCAGGGAAUUGCAGAAACAAAAUAAAGCAAUAAGAGAAGAGAGUCUGAAACGUGUCAAAGAAGCUGAAGAUAAACGUAUUGAAAUGACAAAUAAAUUUCAAAACACAUUAAGUGAAAUAGCUUCAGUGAUGCAACAAAACAGUGAGAAAAACAACAAGCUUCGAGAUGAUAAUAUGGAUAUGUCUUCUAGGCUUAAGAAUGUGUGUGAACAGUAUGAGCUUAGAGAACAGGUAAAUGGCGCUCAAGUAGUUAAGUUAGCUAAACAAAUUGAGCUUGAGACCCAAUUAUGUGAUGCUAAGUUGGCCAAAGCAAAUAUGGAAAUCAGUGUAGAACGAGAAACUAUUUUAAACGAGAAGACUCAUUUAUUAAAGGAAAUACGACUUUAUCAAACUAGAAUUGAGGAAAUGCAAAAUACUGAAAUUGACUUACGAAACCAAAUUUCUCUAUAUAAUGAAAAAUAUGAAGAAUUUCAAAAUGCUCUAGCACGAAGCAAUAAAGUUUUUGCUGGAUUUAAAGGAGACAUGGAAUUAAUGUCAAAAAAAAUAGUUAAACAAGAAAAAGAGUCUGCUAGUUGGAAAAUGCGUUACGAGCGCUGUCAGCAACUUUUAGAUGAAAUGACUACUGAACGUACAAGAAUGAUAAGUGAUUUAUCUGUAGCGACUCGACAAUUGAGUACCUUACAAAAAUUAUGUCGAACUCUCCACUCUGAACGACAGGCACUUUUAUCUAAGUUGGAACAUGGGAAAAAAAUGCCUGAAUUACCACCAGAUGUAAUAUCCGGAGAAGUGGCUGAACGUUUCACAGAUGUCAACAUGUGUGCAAUGGCGGAAUGGUUUGCACGCACAGAUAAUGCAAAAUCUAAACAUCAGUCCAAAGAAGAGACAUUACAAUCAGUCAUUGAUAACCAAAUGAAAUCAGCCAAGGACUCGGGUGAGCCACCACUUAUAAAUGGAGAAGAUAUGUCACCGGAAUCCCCUUCAUCGACUCAAUCACAUAUAUCGGAUGAACCUGCCUAUGAUACUGGUGUAAGCAGUAGUUCGUCAGUUAAUGGAGAUAAAGUAGAAUGCAUUGUAGAAAAUAAUGUUGAAAAUAAGUCAGUUAAUGAACAAGAGUCUAAAAAGGCUGACAUUAAAAAAGCCAAGGAAACUCAAUCGAAACGGAAGGCUAAGAAAACGUAGUAAUUUUUGCCUUUGCUUAACAUGUAGUAGUUCACUAAUACUAAAUUUAUGAGUUGAAACUGCCAACUGUAUUUAUGAAACAGUGGAUGUUUCUUAUAAGCAAAAUUUUUAUUAUCGUUUUAUUUUCAAGUCAUUAUUUAUCUAAAGAUUAUUAUCU